AUGUCUUCAGACUCAACAGCACAAGCAGGACCAGAAGCUAUGAUCUUAAGGGUUGUUGCAGCAAAAGAUGCAAGUCUUCAAGACUUGCAAGAGUUGCAAGAGUUUGAAGAAUGCAAAACUCCAACUUCAUCGAGCAACAAGAUUCCCACAAUUGAAACAUGCCCACCUGCACCAAGAAAGAGAAGAAGACUACAAAUGCAACAGUUUUCUUCAAGCAUCAAAAGAUCAUCGUCAAAUGCGUUGAACUAUGUAGUGAGGCAUGAUCAAGAGGUAGAGUCUUUCUUCCAAUCCACGUUUGAGCUUUCUAGAGUAAACAAGAGAUGCAGAAGUGUAUGA
Messenger RNA from Vigna angularis (adzuki bean), 336 nucleotides. Its product is annotated as cyclin-dependent protein kinase inhibitor SMR2. The coding region runs from base 1 to 336 and encodes 111 amino acids. Lineage: Eukaryota; Viridiplantae; Streptophyta; Magnoliopsida; Fabales; Fabaceae. The transcript has a single exon. The record is from RefSeq and is a predicted model, not a curated record. Gene Ontology annotation, biological process: regulation of DNA endoreduplication.